Molecule: messenger RNA, 1328 nt
Organism: Helianthus annuus (common sunflower)
Lineage: Eukaryota; Viridiplantae; Streptophyta; Magnoliopsida; Asterales; Asteraceae
Product: transcription factor MYB17
Exons: 5
Coding region: 356-1213 (285 amino acids)
Source: RefSeq, a predicted model, not a curated record
GGGAGUAAUGUUUACGGGAAAAGUCUGAAUUUUUUGUCCUGUUCUUUGUUGGGGGGCAGAGAACAGAACUGUAAUGUCUUUCUCUUCAUAAAUCAACAAAACCCAAAUCCCUCAACGAAACCCUUCCGAUCUCUCUCUGCGAAAUCACAUCUUCCGUCGUCGGUGCUCGUCAUAACUUUCCGAAAUACAAUAGUGCAAAUUCAUAACAGUAAAUGCAAGUCCGGAGGUGCAGAUUGUUAAGAUUUGCUUGAUUGGGUUCCAUUACAGAGGGUACGGGUAACAAGCGGCUACUCAACUCCUUUUGUAAAAAGAAAAAUUGCGGUUAAAUUUUGUAAAAAAAGAAAAAAGUUUUUGAAUGAGAAAGAGGGGAAGAAAAGCGGAGAAAAUGGGACGAGCACCAUGUUGUAACAAAGGUGAAGUGAAGAAAGGUGCUUGGACUCCUGAAGAAGAUAAGAUACUUGUUGAUUACAUCACGAAAAACGGUCAUGGCACCUGGCGUUCUUUUCCUAAACUCGCAGGACUACGAAGAUGCGGAAAGAGUUGCAGGCUUCGUUGGACGAACUAUCUUCGUCCGGAUAUUAAACGUGGAGCUUUCAGUUUUGAAGAAGAACAAACAAUCUUCAAUCUGCACAGCUUGCACGGCAACAAGUGGGCAGCCAUUGCUUCGCGGUUACCAGGAAGGACCGACAACGAGAUAAAGAAUUUCUGGAACUCUCAUCUAAGAAAGCGGAUCCCCAAGUCAGCAGAUGCGAAACACGCCUUCGUCGUCCCACCUACUCGCCACAUGGCAGAGUUGGAGACCACCGCAGUGGAGAAUCAGAACGAGGUCAGGUUGUCGAUGGAUCCCAUGCUUCUUAGUCCAGCUGGAUUAAGUGACGGCAAUAACAUCUUACAUGAAUGGAGUUCUUGCGAUGGAGAUGCGUUUCAGAAACAUAUGAAUUUUGACAAGGUGGCGUGUGAAGUCCCAACUCUUGGAGCGAUGAAGUUCGAAUCCGAAUCUGUUGUUACGGUGCCGCAUUUGGCGGUUACAUCCACUAGUGAAUCGUGUGAUCAGGGUGUCAUCAAGGGGCAUAUUCGAGUGAAGGAGGAAGCAGAGGAGAUUGUAAAUGCUUGUGAGUCGCAGAACUCGUUUGAAGGAGAUAAUUCGUCGGAUAUAACGUUGGAUCUGCUGCUCGAUUUUCCUAGCGAUGGCGAGUAUUUGCAGUACGAAUAAGGUGAGUCGCGUAAUAACAUAACUCUUGCCAUGACAAGUAUUAAUGGUGUUUAAAUUAGAACAGAUAUUUAAAACAUUAUGGAAUAAAGUUGUAACUUGCAAACUUGUUUUUUUU